UUUUAGUUUAGCUUUGAUCGUUUAGCAGUGCGGUUGCAUUUUUUGCAUUGUCUCUCUUCUUGUGUUUGUUUGUUUUUCUUGGCGUGUGUGGUUUGGAGCCUUCUUGAUUUUUUGUGGUGGCUUGGCGCGUGCGUGAACGGUUAGGCAGCAGCAGCCAGUCUCAAUCGGUGCGCCUGGGGCUGUAGCAUUUAUUAUUGAUGGAUAAUUUGCGAUAAUUCUUCUCGUGUGCAAAAAACAAACGAGAGUUUGGUUCCGGUGUAAGAAUCGAUAACUUUUGUAUCGCCUGAGGCUGGCAAUGUGGAGUGAAGUUUAAGUUUUAAAAGUGAUCGCAUAAUUACAUCGUUUGAGAAUCCUUGCUGGUGACAUUUUGUGAAGAAAAUUCUCCUCAGAGCGUCGCAUCCAGGAAUAGAUGAAAUCGUGCUAAAGAAAGUCGUCCGACCAACAACUACAAUAGCCGCACCCUAAGAAUAGGAUGGAAAUACGAUGGUGCUGGGCAGCGUUCAUUCUGCUUACCGUGGUAACACACAAUCCGGCCAGUUCCACCGAGGACAGUCGGCAGCGGACAGCGAGUGCAAGUGCCGAUGACAGCACUUUAGAAAAGCGGGAUCGGGACUGGGACUCGUUGAAGUCUUCGACAAACCUACCCAAGUCAUCGUCGAUUGAGUCCAAUUAUAAUUUGGAUGAAAUAAUUGCCAACCGAGAGACGGUUGCAGCCAGCAGCGUGAAAAAGUAUCUGAAGAAGGAAUCCAAAAAGCACAGGAAAAAGUACGUUUCAAACGAUGACUAUCGGACGAUGCCGGAGUCGGAGGCGAUCCCCGAACACAGGGAGGAAUCCCCGGAAAGUGGUGGCAGUAAGGCAGAUUCGGAGAAACCGCACAGCCGCAAGAAGCGGUUAAUUUGGGUGACGGACGAUGGCCGCUUGGCACUUCCCCCGGGCACCUCGCUGACCAUUGCACCGACCAUUGCGUUGCCGUUUGUGCGUUAUCCGCCGACGGGUUUUCUCUCCAACAUCUCAAUCAGCUUGCCGGUGACCAUUGACUUCGACAAGCUCGGCCUAACGGACAACCAGAACCCGCUGGGAGUGCUUCCGCCGUUGUUUGCUCGCUCGAUGGGUCGUGCCGCGGGCAGCAUUCUGGCGGACUAUGUGUCGGAUUACAUGCGCAUCCGGCGGCGACGAAAACGUAGCGCCACGGCCUCGACAACCUCGUCGACGCAGGGCAACGCCAACUUCAAGAUCAUCACCAGCUCGCUGGACGAUGGCGCCGAGCAGGACUCGACCAAGCUGCCAGACCUGCCGGAGGAACACAAACAUGCGUUUCACGGGGGAGAAAGGGCGUUGCUGUACUCGGUGGUUGAAGACUUUAUCGCCAACUUUGGAGUGGACGGAAGAGCUUGCAUGUUGCGCGCCAUAUGCGAGGUCCACUCGAAGCCGAUGGAAAAGUUUGGCUUGGUUGGGGAAAUUUUGAAACUCUUCUUCACCGCAUCACUGUCUCCCUACUCGGAGCAUUUAGACGAGUACGUUUCGGCGGAACAGAUUGGCAAGGGAACCGCUGGCCCGGGGGAAUGCUUCCCAUACUACAAGGAUUGUCCGAAAAGUUUGUUUCGCGUGGCGAACAAUUUUCAGAAGCAGCACCAUUAUACGGAGGCGGAUCCGACGGUGGAAGACAGCGAAGGGCUUUACGACGAAAUCUACGAGAACAGUAUAGACGAUCUGGAGCGGAAAAUUCGCAGCGCAAAGGCGUCGCAAGGCCACGGAUCGUCGUCGUCAGUAGAUUCCAAAGAAGACACCGUCGUACAACUGGACGGUAACAUAAGUAAGUUGGUGAUGUAGGAGAGGAUGCUGUUGUUAGAAACUAUGAAAUUAGCUUUGUGUGAAAUUGUUUUUCGCUUUUCGAAAUGUUUGCUCUUUUCAAAGGAGAUCACAGACAAGCAGAUGCAUAAUGUGGUGGGUCGAGAAGUCUUUUGAUGGUCAGUUGCAAUUAUAAUGAAGAAGGAAAGAGUGUAGUAGGGACAAUGAGAGUCAUUUUUUAGGUGUUCUAACACAUUAGAUCUGCUUAUCAACUGAUCGAGAGUAAAUAUCACGAUUAAACUCAGUGCAUUUACAGUUUAGGAUUUAUUUAUUUAAUUUAUGCUUUAUUUAUAUGUACGGUAAGUGCGAUACUGUGUGCGAAAUUGAGGUUCCAUAAUGAUAAGCGGGAAUAUCAUGUCUAUCAAUAAAUCGUUCUCAGCUGCUGUGUAUCAUGUGUCCAUAUUGUGUAAGUUUGAGUAACUGAUGUAUAUAGCCUAAUAAAAAGUCAGAUAGUUUCUACAAUGUUUUUUUCUUAUGCCAUGGAGUGAUGACAAGUCUCCCAGGGGUGCCCAAACUUUUGGCCUUGCGGGCCAGAUCUAAUUU
Messenger RNA from Culex pipiens pallens (northern house mosquito), 2392 nucleotides. RefSeq lists its product as uncharacterized. Bases 473 to 1831 code for a protein of 452 amino acids. The record is from RefSeq and is a predicted model, not a curated record. The transcript has 5 exons. NCBI's taxonomy places the organism in Eukaryota, Metazoa, Arthropoda, Insecta, Diptera, Culicidae.